Micropterus dolomieu (smallmouth bass) is the source of this 3039-nucleotide messenger RNA. It is a transcript of the gene ranbp9, whose product is annotated as RAN binding protein 9. The record is from RefSeq and is a predicted model, not a curated record. Gene Ontology annotation, molecular function: protein binding. Gene Ontology annotation, cellular component: cytoplasm. Gene Ontology annotation, biological process: cytoskeleton organization; cell surface receptor signaling pathway. The coding region runs from base 470 to 2275 and encodes 601 amino acids. Lineage: Eukaryota; Metazoa; Chordata; Actinopteri; Centrarchiformes; Centrarchidae. The transcript has 14 exons.
AGGAAGUGAGUGGAGCUGCUCUCAGCCAAUCAGAUUUGCGGAUAACGCUCCGACAACAAACAAAAGAUCGAGGCUAGCUGAGCUCAUUAUACUUUGUCGAUCCGUCUACCCAAACGUUAGUUGUUACUUUGUUCACAACAACAACCGUCUCCUCUGUCUUUUAACUACUUUCUUUUGAGCCUGCGUGGCAGACAGUCUUCUUCUGGCGUCUCUAUUUGUGGCUUUGUGUCAGCUAAUGUCAACCUGAGCCAUUUCAGCGAUCGCUUUGCCUUUGCUGGCCAAGCUAAACGCGUUAGCCAGGUUAGCUACUCGGCUAACCAGCUCUGGCUGCCUCUCUACAACCAGCAAAGCCAGUUAGCUUAGCCUGCUAGCUAGCUAGCUUUGCUAAACCUCCCUUUAAAACUUGACUGACACAAGUGUCUCUGGCUUGUUGCUGACAAGCCAAUUUACUAAAACUCGUGUCGUAGCUAUGUCUGGACAGUCAUCGGGCUGUGGGUUUCUCAUGUCGGUUGUUGUCCACGGAGACUCGGCUCUGAACGAGCAGGAAAAGGAGCUCAACCAGCGACUCCGACUUCUCUAUCCAGCCGUUAAUGAAAAUGAGACUCCGCUUCCUCGGUCCUGGAGCCCGAAGGACAAGUUUAGCUACAUCGGACUGUCUCAGAACAACCUCCGUGUACACUAUAAAGGUCAUGGCAAAACCCCCAAAGAUGCAGCAUCUGUACGGGCCACUCAUCCCAUCCCAGCAGCCUGUGGGGUCUAUUACUUCGAGGUGAAGAUCAUCAGCAAAGGCCGAGAUGGGUACAUGGGCAUCGGCCUCUCAGCUCAGGGUGUAAACAUGAACAGACUCCCUGGUUGGGACAAGCACUCAUACGGUUACCACGGAGAUGAUGGACACUCCUUCUGCUCAUCUGGCACCGGGCAACCCUACGGACCAACGUUUACAACAGGCGACGUGAUUGGCUGCUGCGUUAACCUCAUCAACAACACCUGCUUCUACACAAAGAAUGGCCACAGCUUAGGUAUUGCCUUCACAGACCUACCACAGCCUAACUUGUACCCGACCGUGGGCCUUCAGACUCCAGGGGAGGUGGUGGACGCAAACUUCGGCCAGCACCCCUUCGUGUUCGACAUUGAAGACUACAUGCGUGAGUGGAGGACAAAGAUCCAGGCCCAGAUAGACCGCUUCCCCAUUGGAGAGCGUGAGGGCGAAUGGCAGUCCAUGAUCCAGAAGAUGGUGGCUUCCUACCUGGUGCACCACAGCUAUUGUGCAACGGCUGAAGCCUUUGCCAAAUCCACAGACCAGGCCGUGCACGAGGAGCUGGCCUCCAUCAAAAACAGACAGAAGAUCCAGAAGCUGGUGUUGUCAGGUAGAAUGGGCGAGGCUAUCGAGACCACACAGCAGCUCUACCCCAACCUCCUGGAGAGGAACCCAGACCUUCUCUUCAUGCUCAAGGUGAGACAGUUCAUAGAGAUGGUGAAUGGGACAGACAGUGAGGUGAGAUGUCUGGGAGGUCGCAGCCCAAAGUCUCAGGACAGUUACCCCGGCUCCCCCCGGCCCUUCAGCAGCCCCAGCCACAAAGCCAGCAGCUCCCAGCCCUACAUCCCAGGGUUUGACAGCAACUGCUGUAAUGGUGUGACAUCUAAUAAGAGCCACAGCUCCUCCCCUCACAGUCACAAGCCCUGCCCCCCAGGUUCUGGCUCCACCCUCCCAGCGUCUGACAUUAGCCUCAACGGGAGCCGCAGCCAACAGCCCAUAAUCAGCGAUGUGGAUAUGGAGGUUGACCACUUCACUAACGGAGUGACAGAGUCUUCCUCCAAUGGUUUCCUCAACGGCAGCUCCAAACACACCACCGAACCCGACGACUGUGAUGCAGACAUGGAGGUGGAGUCAGCUCAGUCCAAGAGGCAGCUGUGCGGCGGGAGCCAGGCGGCCAUCGAGAGAAUGAUCCAUUUCGGCAGGGAGCUCCAGAGCAUGAGCGAACACCUCCGCCGCGAGUGUGGCAAGAACUCAGCCAACAAGAAGAUGCUUAAGGAUGCGUUCAGCCUGCUGGCCUACUCAGACCCCUGGAGCAGCCCAGUCGGCUACCAGCUGGACGCCAUUCAGAGAGAGCCGGUCUGCUCCACUCUCAACAGUGCAAUAUUAGAGACUCACAACCUGCCCAAGCAGCCCCCCCUGGCCCAGGCCGUAGGUCAGGCCGCCCAGUGCCUCGCCAUCAUGGCACGAACUGGCAGCGGCUCCUGCGCCUUCGCCUCUGUGGACGAUUACCUGCACUAGCCCUGUGUACACGCACACGCACACACACACACACACACACACACACACACACCUCCCUAACUCUCUCUGAGGACUUGUCCAGAAAUUUCUCCCUCCACCUCCUCCAUCAGUGUGGUCAUAUUGGCUGAGGAGAGGCUUCUCUGCGCGAUAAGAAGUAGAAAGUUAACCACCUCACUCGCUUCUUGUUCGGCUUUCACCGAUCGACACAAACACCUCUGAGGACCCGGAGUAAUUUCUGGACAGAUCUUUAGAUUGCCGACACAUACCCAGACACACACAUUUAAAACACACAGACACACACCUCCCUCUCCAUCGUAAAUAUGAAACUACACCUCCUACAUGGUUGGCCUCACAAGCCCCCUCCUCCAGCCCUCCGAGGCUGCAUUUGCAUCAUACUGACUGACCGCGGGGACACCAGCCAUGAGUAGCCGACUUGAAAAUACUCGGAGAACUCUUAUGGACUCGCUGCAGAUACAAAGCCCCCGUAUACGUGGGGGCAUCAAGCCAGGGCGGACAGACUGAUCAACCCCUGGUCAAACAUAAAUGGAAAACUUAAGACAAAAACAACGAGAAAAGAAAGCCGACGUGUGACCGUCAUGGCCGACCUGGUGCACCAGGCAAACGUGCGCACACACACAAAACACACGCAAACACAGAGGCAGGCUGACGCUAAAAACAGGAUUGAAAAGCCCAUCUCCACCGAGGCUUGUGGAGUCCUCAAACUCCAGCCAACGCAGGGCUCCAUUAGGGACAGAAAGACUACC